Molecule: messenger RNA, 1791 nt
Organism: Ustilago hordei
Lineage: Eukaryota; Fungi; Basidiomycota; Ustilaginomycetes; Ustilaginales; Ustilaginaceae
Exons: 1
Coding region: 1-1791 (596 amino acids)
Biological process (GO): fungal-type cell wall organization; (1->6)-beta-D-glucan biosynthetic process
Cellular component (GO): plasma membrane; endoplasmic reticulum membrane
Molecular function (GO): glucosidase activity
Source: RefSeq, a predicted model, not a curated record
AUGCCGUCCUACAAGCAAGUCACAUAUUCACAGACUCGCGCCAUCUCAUCCAACCAGUCCCAAACUCACUCCGCCUACUUCUCCAGUGCGGAGAGCGCCGUCAGUCAGCGUCUCUUGCCCGCCACUGGCUAUCAAGCACGACCUGGCCAAAACAAUGGCAGACCCACACACGCCGCCACCAACACCGAGUCCACCGAGUCCUCCAAGCAGGCUACCAGCGGAGGUCCACGACAAUCUCUCUACGCAGGUCCUGAAGAUGACGACGACUUGCACGACUGGAAAAAGGAGAGUCGUUCCCAUGCCCUCUCUUCUCGUGGUAUCCUCAACACACUCACACUUCUCCUGCUAGUUGUCGGUCUUGUCACCCUCUUUGCCGGCUACCCCAUCAUCUCACAUUUCGAAAAGCUCUACGAUGCAUCCAACAAGGGAGGUUUCAACCUCGGUGGCACCAACGGCUCUGGUCAGGUUCCCGACCUGCCUCUUUUCACUCUCGUUGACCCCGAUACCCCUCCAUCUGCCCUCACACGCACCUCUGCUGCUGACGGUGCUUCUUACCAUCUCGUCUUUUCCGACGAGUUCCAAAAGGAGGGCCGUACCUUCUGGCCAGGCGAUGAUCCUUUCUGGGAGGCCGUCGAUCUCUACUAUGGCGCCACAGGCGAUUACGAGUACUAUUCGCCCGAAGCUGUCAACACCACUGGCGGUGCCCUCACCAUCACUAUGACGCAGAAGGUCACACACAAUCUCAACUUCCAGUCUGGAAUGGUUCAGUCUUGGAACAAGUUCUGCUUCCAAGGUGGAUACAUUGAGUUCUCGAUGAAGAUGCCUGGUUCGCCUAGCACUUCCGGCUACUGGCCAGGUCUCUGGCUCAUGGGUAAUCUCGCUCGUCCAGGCUAUGCAGGUUCCACGGACGGCAUGUGGCCCUAUUCCUACGCCAGCUGCGAUGCUGGUAUCCUUCGCAACCAGACUUGGAUCAAUGGCACUGGUCCCGAGGGUGCUAUUCGCUCCACAGGUACCUACUCGGUCGGUGGCCAGGUUUCAUUCCUCUCGGGCAUGCGAUCUCCCGCUUGCACUUGCCCGGGUGAAGACCACCCUGGUCCUGACGUCACUGUCGCUCGUUCCUCGCCAGAGCUCGAUAUUCUUGAGGCACAGAUCCAGAACCAUCAGGGCGUCUCGCACGGAUACGCUUCCCAGUCCUACCAGAUCGCUCCCUUCGAUCUGUCUUAUGAAUGGGUCAACACUUCGGCAGCCGUCAAGAUCUGGGAUGAUGAUGUUACUCAGGUCAACACGUACAAGGGCAAUGUGUACCAAGAGGCUGUCUCUUCACUCACGCAGAUUCCUGAUGUGGACUACGUCGACAGCUCCGAUCAGUAUGUCACUUAUGGUGUUGAAUACCACCCAGACUGGAACGAGGACGGUAGCGGCUCCAUCACAUGGUACGUAGGUGGCAAGCCUUCGUGGUUGGUCAACGGUAAAGCAAUGCUUGCCAACCCACCGAUGGACAUUGGUAUUCGAACUGUCUCAGUAGAGCCCAUGACCAUCAUCAUGAACUUGGGCAUGGCACCUACUUUCCAACGUGUCGAUUUUGGUACAGGAGGUGUCACUUUCCCUGCCACCAUGUCGGUCGAUUAUGUCAGGGUCUACCAGCUUGAUGGUCAGACCGAUAGGAUCUCGUGCGACCCUCCUGACCAUCCUACUGCCAAGUACAUUCAGGAUCACAUGGAUCUAUACACAAACCCUAACUACACGGUCUAUCCUCACAAGUGGCCUAAGAAUAAGUUGACUGGUUGUUGA